Molecule: messenger RNA, 1757 nt
Organism: Drosophila grimshawi
Lineage: Eukaryota; Metazoa; Arthropoda; Insecta; Diptera; Drosophilidae
Product: probable cytochrome P450 9h1
Exons: 3
Coding region: 108-1652 (514 amino acids)
Molecular function (GO): heme binding; iron ion binding; monooxygenase activity
Source: RefSeq, a predicted model, not a curated record
AGUAAUAAUCGAGCGCUUGACCGCGCUGGUGAGCAACACAGUAUUUGUGGAUAUAUAUAGAACGCAUAUAUAGUAUUCAAUCUAGAAUCGCUUUUACAAUAAACGAAAUGUUAUUGAUUGUGGUAACACUUGUGGUCAUCUUGUUGGGACUACUCUACAAAUGGUCGACAUCCACCUAUCACAAAUUUGAGGAGCGUGGUGUGCCCCAUGAGAAGCCAAGACCUCUGCUGGGAAAUGUACGCUUUGGUGAAUUAAUGGGUUCUGUUUCCCAUUUGCGUAGGCAGCUUGAGGAGCAUGUACAAUUUCCGAAAGCUAAAGUUUAUGGAAUGUAUUUCCUACGCGAUCCCGUUUUUGUUGUGCGUGAUUUGGAGCUAAUCAGGAAUAUUGGCGUUAAGGAAUUUGAUCAUUUUAUGAAUCACCAUGCAUCUGAUAAGUUUGAGACGAUCUUUUCGAAGAGUCUGGUGCAGCUGAAGAAUCGCGAGUGGAGAGCGAUGCGCAAUAUUUUAUCGCCCACCUUCACUGGUAUCAAAAUGCGAUCCAUGUACGAGCUGAUCAAUGCCUGCUGUGAAGUGAGCGUGGAAUACAUUGAAAAGCAGCUGAAACAGGAAGGUGGCAAUUCAAUUGAUCUCGAAAUGAAGGAAUAUUGUACGCGCUUUACAAACGAUGUGAUUGCGUCAGCCGCCUUUGGCAUCAAAAUCAACUCGUUCGAAGAGAAAGACAACAGAUUCUAUAAAAUUGGUCAGAUCAUGACAAAUAUUAAUUUCAAGGCGAUUGUAAAGAGUCUCCUUUUUACAUUUCUACCAUGGCUUAUGAAGAUUCUACGCGUCACCUUGUUGGAUGAAAAGAACAUUGACUUCUUUAGGAACUUGGUCUCUAAUGCGGUUAAUUAUCGUGUGGAGCAUAAGAUUAUACGGCCUGAUAUGAUCCAAUUGCUUAUGGAGGCCCAACGCAAGACAAACGAGGCGGAGUCCGGUAAAAAGUUCACGGACGAUGAUUUCUUGGCGCAGUGUCUGCUUUUCUUCUUUGCAGGCUUUGAUACGGUCUCCACCUGCCUAUGCUUUCUCACCUAUGAAUUGUGCAUGAAUCCGGAGGUGCAAGCGCAGCUGUAUGAAGAGAUUCUAUCGGCAGAAGAGCGACUAAAUGGAAAACCAUUGGAUUAUGAUACUCUGAUGCACAUGAAGUAUCUGGAUAUGGUUGUAUCUGAAUCAUUGCGCAAAUGGCCGCCGGUAACAAGAACGGAUCGUGCCUGUAAUGCAGAUAUCGAUUUGCGUGAUGAAAAUGAUGAAAUUGUGGUCUCCCUAAAAAAGAACGAUCAAAUAUUUAUACCCAUUUUAGCUUUACAUUACGAUCCAGAGCAUUUUGCAGAGCCGGAAAAGUUUAUACCGGAACGGUUUUCAGACGAAAACAAAAAUGAUAUAAAACCUUCAUCUUAUUUGCCUUUUGGCAUUGGACCACGUAGUUGCAUUGGCAACCGAAUGGCUCUGAUGGAGGUCAAGUCUUUAGUCUAUCAUCUGCUAACCAAGUUCCAACUGACACCGGCUGAGAAAACUUCAAAGGAUAUGAUGGGCGACAUAUUGGGCUUUCAGAUGGUGCCCAAGAACAAGUUUUGGGUUAAAUAUGUGCCGCGGCAAACGGAUGUGAAAAGCUCAUAAGUGCUCUUUGCACCUCUAGCUUUUGGCCAGCUUUUCUUACAUUUAAUAAUAAUACAAAUUGCUUCCGCAACGUUAUAAUAAUAACACGAAUUAUGUUUCCAACUU